AUGUCGGCCACCAACAACAACAACAACAACAACAACAACAACAACAACAACGCCAGCAGCUACACCAGCAGCUACGCCAACAACCACACCAACAGCUACACCAACAACCACGCCAACGGCUACACCAACAACCAUGCCAACGGCUACACCAACAACCACGCCAACAACAACAACAAUAACCAGGAAGUUCCUUUCUUCAAUUAUACAGGAAGAACAUUGGAGUCGAGUGCCACAGCGUUUUACGCAUAUGGAAGGGCGCCUCAAGUCCACUUUCUGGACAGCGACCCUGACAUGUCGACCAACCCUCGAGUCGAGGAGGAGGAAGAGGACGAUGAGGUCCUCGAGGAGGUGUUGAUCUCGGGGAUCAACAACCUCGUACUCCCUGCCCCCGUGACGGCCGACGAGGUGGCAGCAGACCUUGGCCACCUCAGCUUCCAGGACCUCCCGAUUACAUUCGAGGAACUGGAGAGCGACCAUGCGGCCUACGAGGAUUUCGCUAGCGGUUUCAUAAACAUGGAUCCUUAG
Linnemannia hyalina is the source of this 525-nucleotide messenger RNA. Lineage: Eukaryota; Fungi; Mortierellomycota; Mortierellomycetes; Mortierellales; Mortierellaceae. The record is from the annotation of a GenBank genome assembly.